Opisthocomus hoazin is the source of this 1928-nucleotide messenger RNA. The record is from RefSeq and is a predicted model, not a curated record. NCBI's taxonomy places the organism in Eukaryota, Metazoa, Chordata, Aves, Opisthocomiformes, Opisthocomidae.
AUGACCUGAUCCAGCUGAGCGCCAUGUGCUGGAUGAGGGAGUUCAUCCAGCUGGCGGGCCGGGUGAUGCUGCCUUACUCCUCAGGGAUCUUGACCGCUGUCCUGCCGUGUCUCUCCUACGAUGAUCGCAAGAAGAACAUCAAGGAGGUGGCGAACGUGUGCAACCAGAGCCUGAUGAAGCUGGUCAUCCCAGAGGACGAUGAAAUGGAUGAGGCCUAGCAGUCGAUGACCCUACUGGCAGAGCCCACCUCGGAGGAGGCCCUCUCCAAGCCGGAGGCAGCAUCCAGCGGCUCUCUGGAAGUGUCUGGUGACUCCACCUUCAGCAGCAGCAGUGUCUUCACCAUAACCAGCUCCGAGAGGAUCCAGGUGACCCUGAACCUGGAUGGAAUAGUUCAGGUGCUGGACUGCCACCUUCAUGACACGUCCAUUGGGAUGAUGACCAGAAUUGCAGUCCUGAAAUGGCUCUACCACUUGUACAUCAAGACUCCUCGUAAGAUGUUCCGACACACCGAUAGCCUCUUCCCCAUCUUGCUGCGGACCCUCUCAGACGAGUCAGAUGAGGUUAUCCUGAAGGACCUGGAAGUGCUGGCCGAGAUCGCUUCUUCCCCGGCGGGACAGACGGAGGGUCACGGUCCCUCCGACAGCUCCGAUGCGCAGCCCGGCCCCCUGGAGCUUCACGUCCCGGCCAGGGCCGGCCAGCUGAGCAACUCGGGUACAAAAGGCUUGGAGUGCUCGCCCUCCACCCCCACCAUGAACUCCUACUUCUACAAGUUCAUGAUCAACCUCCUCAAGCGCUUCAGCAGCGAACGGAAGCUCCUGGAGAUGAGAGGAGCCUUCAUCAUCAGGCAGCUUUGUCUACUUCUGAACGCAGAAAACAUCUUCCACUCCAUGGCAGACAUACUGCUUCGGGAAGAGGACCUCAAGUUCGCCUCGACCAUGGUCCACACCCUGAACACCAUCCUGCUGACGUCCUCCGAGCUCUUCCAGCUGAGGAACCAACUGAAGGACCUGAAGACGCCGGAAAGCCGUAACCUCUUCUGCUGCCUGUACCGGUCCUGGUGUCACAACCCCGUGACAACCGUGUCCCUCUGCUUCCUCACCCAGAACUACAAGCACGCCUACGACCUCAUCCAGAAAUUCGGGGAUCUGGAGGUCACCGUGGAUUUCCUCACCGAGGUGGACAAGCUGGUGCAGCUCAUCGAGUGCCCCAUAUUCACGUAUCUCCGCCUGCAGCUGCUGGACGUGAAGAACAACCCCUACCUGAUCAAGGCUCUCUACGGCCUCCUGAUGCUGCUGCCCCAGAGCAGCGCCUUCCAGCUCCUCUCCCACCGCCUGCAGUGCGUGCCCAACCCCGAGCUCAUGCAGACCGCGGAUGGCACCAAACCCAGUGGCAGCUUCAAGAGGACGUCAGCCUCCAACAUCGACUACACGGACCUGCUGCAGCACUUCGAGAAGGUCCAACACAAACACCUGGAAGCUCGGCACCAGCGAGCCCGGCGCGCAAAGCAGUACCGGAACCCCAUAUAUAUCAGCCCUGUAUCUGACACCAGGUACUGGACCCCCAUGUCGGGUACUGGAGCCCGGUAUCAGCCCCAUAGCUGUCACCGGGUACCAGAGCCCCAGAUCAGCCCCAUAGCCAUCACUGGGUACCGGAGCCCCAUGUCGGGUACCGGAGCCCUGUAUCAGCCCUGUAUCCAUCAAUGGAGCUCCUACCCCAUCUGGGAGGACUUCAACUCGAAGGCCACCAAGCUGCACUCCCAGCUCAGGACCACGGUGCUGGCCGCGGUCGCCUUCCUGGAUGCCUUCCAGAAAGUGGCCGACAUGGCCACCAACACCCGAGGUGCCACGAGGGACAUCGGCUCGGCGCUGACGCGCAUGUGCAUGCGACACCGUAGCAUCGAGGCCAAGCUGCGGCAGUUCACCAAGUAA